AUGGGCUCUUGUAAACGAUAUAAUUGUGUUCCUAUCGAGCCGAACGAUAUUCUCACUAUUGUUUAUACAAGUGGUAGCUCAGAUUUUCCGAAAGGAGUCAUGAUUUCUGACGCUGCUUUAAGAAGUCUUUUUCCAGAGGAACUUUCACCAUCUACUGGCGAACAAGUGACGUUCUCCUAUCAACCACUUGCAUGGUAUGGUGGACGAAAUAACUUGAUUGGAACGUUUCUUCUUGGAGGACGUGCUGGAUUCUUCACAGGCAAUCCAUCUCGGCUGAUGGAAGAGUUAGCUUUGGUGAGACCGACGGUUUUUGCUGCUCCACCAAGUAUUUGGAAUAAAAUUUAUUCCGAAUUUAAAUCAGCUCUUGCGUUGACCAUGAUCCCUGAUUCGCAACAACAUGCUGAAGUAGAAAAAGAACUUCUUGGACAGUUCUCAAAAUUAAUUCCAUCAAGAUGUAAUACGAUUGCUAUUGUCGGUGCCCUAAUCAGUUCGUUAGUACUCGACUUUAUGCACAAAUGCUUUCGACAUUGUCAAAUCGAAGAUGGUUACGGAAUCACAGAAUGUGGAGGUGUAGCAUUCAAUAAUCGUUUCGAUCCAACUGUUACCUAUCGACUUGAAUCAGUUCCUGAAAUGAACUUUACACUUGAAGAUCAACCUUUCCCACGCGGUGAACUUUUAAUCAAAACACAUCAAAUGUUUUCCGGAUAUGUCAAUAAUCCGACGGAAACACGAGCAGCAUUGACCGAUGACGGUUUCUUUCGUACUGGCGAUAUUGUUGAACUGCGUCAAAUUCUAGGUAAACCACCUUAUGUUUAUAUAAUCGAUCGCAAAAAGAAUUUCUUCAAACUAUCCAAUGGGCAAUUUGUCUCUCCCGAGUAUCUUCAGGGUAUCUUCACUCGAAGUGCUUUCAUCGAACAGAUCUUCAUACAUGGUGAUCUGUAUGAAGACAGUGUCACUGCUGUUAUUGUACCCAAUCGAGAUCGCGCUCAAGCAUUCGCCAUCGAGAACAACAUAACAUCGCUCGAAUCAGACCCGAAAUUUUAUGACGCAAUCAUGCAUGAUUUGCAUGCAAUUGGUGCCAAGGAAUCACUUCGAAAGCACGAAAUUCCAUCACGAAUAAUUAUUGAUUUCGAACCAUUCAUCGUCGAAAAUGGUUUGCUCACUUCGUCCUUGAAGCCUUGUCGCCCCAAAUUGAUUGCUCAUUAUGCAAAGCGAUUGAAGACAACAAACACAUUGGAACAACGGUUGAAAACCAUCAUCGAAACUGUCACAGGUCAAUCGUUGACAACCGAUGAUGAUGUUGGUUUUCUAGCUACCGGUGGUAACUCCUUGGCAGCCGUACGUUUAUCACGAAUGGUUCGCGAGGAUCUCGGAAUCACUCUACCACUCAGUAUUCUUUUCCAAUCCGAGAUGAAUCUCAAACGUUUAGCAGAGUUUGCUCAAAAUCCUUCAUUGAUUCAACAGGAUUCGAUCGUUUCGCGACUCCUACAUGAUGCCGAACUUGAUCUCAAUAUUACAAUUGGCAAACCAAAAAUGCUUGCUAGCUUUCCAUCGAUGGUUUUUGUGACGGGUACAACAGGAUUUGUUGGUGGUUUCUUAUUGUUCGAAAUGUUAAAUAGAUAUCCGAUCGAUUGCAAGUUCAUUUGUCUCGUUCGAUGUGAACAGUCGACGAAUCCAUUGGAUCGUAUUCAAAAGAAUAUGACUUUUCUUCAUUUAUGGCAAGAUCAUUUUCGAGAACGUAUCGUCCCACUACGAGGUGAUCUUGCUCAGAGUCAGUUUGGACUGGAUGACAAGACUUAUGCAUCAAUUGCAGCUCAAAUUGACCUCAUUUUUCAUUGUGGUGCCGCUGUCAAUUUCUUAUUACCAUAUAGCCAACUUUAUGGUUCGAAUGUUUGUGGUACUCGAGAAAUCAUUCAUCUUGCAACUUAUCCAUCCAACUGCAUUCCAGUACAAUAUAUCUCGACUAUCAGUAUUCUACCACCGGGUAUUGUCGAGGAAAUACAUAUUGACGCUAUCUCACCACAUCGUCUGACCACUGGUUAUGGACAAAGUAAAUGGGUGGCAGAGAAACUUAUGAGAAAAGCUAGCUGUUUUGGUCUACCAGUUGUCAUCUAUCGACUGGGCUCAAUGUGCGCUAGCGCGAACAGUGGUGCCUGCAAUCCACUCGAUCUUCAUACAAUAUUCAUCGCUGCCAUCUUGAAAACAGGUUCCUAUCCGACCGAAGCGCUCAACAUGAAGCUCGACACUUUACCAGUAAAUUUCGCUGCCAACAAUAUCGUUCGUUUGAGUCUCGUUCGACCUGGUGUGUAUGGAAAUGUCUAUCAUGUUGUUCAUCCUGACGGUGGAGUGGCAUUUCAGAAUAUUGUUACAAGUGCAAAAUUGUGUGGCGUAAAAAUAAACGAUGUUCCCUUCGAACAGUGGCGAUCAAUGAUGCGAGGACAUUCAUUUGAAUCAGCCGACGAGUUGCUAUUCGAGUUGAUUUUCGGAAAACGAUUAACAUUAUCGGCCAAGCAAUUUUACAGUAUUGUUUCUCCGCUUAACAUUCCAGCUAUGGACAAUGACUAUACAAAUAAAUGGUUAGCAUUUAUAAUGCAAAAUGUUCGACACUGA
Molecule: messenger RNA, 2610 nt
Organism: Rotaria sp. Silwood1
Lineage: Eukaryota; Metazoa; Rotifera; Eurotatoria; Philodinida; Philodinidae
Source: the annotation of a GenBank genome assembly